AUGGCCGCCCUUGGCUGUGAUAUGGAUGAACCGCCCUGCGGAUGCACAGGACCGUGCCUGGUUCUGUACCGGGACGGCGCACAACUACCCAAAAAACCGCGCCAUGACCGCGAGCUUCACUUGCUGCUUCCGCCAUCACUGGUCCCUCCCGUCAGUCACUUGCUGCCGCCGCCAUCACUGAUCCCUCCCGUCAGUCACUUGCUGCUGCCGCCAUCACUGAUCCCUCCCGUCAGUCACUUGCUGCCGCCGCCAUCACUGAUUCCUCCCGUCAGUCACUUGCUGCUUCCGCCAUCACUGAUCCCUCCCGUCAGUCACUUGCUGCCGCCGCCAUCACUGGUCCCUCCCGUCAGUCACUUGCUGCCGCCGCCAUCACUGAUCCCUCCCGUCAGUCACUUGCUGCUGCCGCCAUCACUGAUCCCUCCCGACAGUGACUUGCUGCCGCCGCCAUCACUGAUCCCUCCCGUCAGUCACUUGCUGCCGUCGCCAUCACUGAUCCCUCCCGUCAAUCACUUGCUGCUGCCGCCAUCACUGAUCCCUCCCUCACUUGCUGCCGCCGCCAUCACUGAUCCCUCCCGUCAGUCACUUGCUGCUUCCGCCAUCACUGAUGCCUCCCGUCAGUCACUUGCUGCUUCCGCCAUCACUGAUCCCUCCCGUCAGUCACUUGCUGCUUCCGCCAUCACUGAUUCCUCCCGUCAGUCACUUGCUGCCGCCGCCAUCACUGAUCCCUCCCGUCAGUCACUUGCUGCUUCCGCCAUCACUAAUCCCUCCCGUCAGUCACUUGCUGCUUCCACCAUCACUGAUCCCUCCCGUCAGUCACUUGCUGCCGCCACCAUCACUGAUUCCUCCCGUCAGUCACUUGCUGCUUCCGCCAUCACUGAUUCCUCCCGUCAGUCACUUGCUGCUUCCGCCAUCACUGUUCUCUCCCGUCAGUCACUUGCUGCUUCCGCCAUCACUGAUUCCUCCCGUCAGUCACUUGCUGCCGCCGCCAUCACUGAUCCCUCCCGUCAGUCACUUGUUGCUUCCGCCAUCACUGAUCCCUCCCGUCAGUCACUUGUUGCUUCCGCCAUCACUGAUUCCUCCCGUCAGUCACUUGCUGCUUCCGCCAUCACUGAUUCCUCCCGUCAGUCACUUGCUGCUUCCGCCAUCACUGAUCCCUCCCGUCAGUCACUUGUUGCUUCCGCCAUCACUGAUCCCUCCCGUCAGUCACUUGCUGCUUCCGCCAUCACUGAUCCCUCCCGUCAGUCACUUACUGCCGUCGCCAUCACUGAUCCCUCCCGUCAGUCACUUGCUGCCACCGCCAUCACUGAUGCCUCCCGUCAGUCACUUGCUGCUUCCGCCAUCACUGAUCCCUCCCGUCAGUCACUUGCUGCUUCCGACAUCACUGAUUCCUCCCGUCAGUCACUUGUUGCUUCCGCCAUCACUGAUCCCUCCCGUCAGUCACUUGCUGCUUCGCCAUCACUGAUCCCUCCCGUCAGUCACUUGCUGCCGUCGCCAUCACUGAUCCCUCCCGUCAGUCACUUGCUGCCGUCGCCAUCACUGAUCCCUCCCGUCAGUCACUUGCUGCUUCCGCCAUCACUGAUCCCUCCCGUCAGUCACUUGCUGCUUCCGACAUCACUGAUUCCUCCCGUCAGUCACUUGUUGCUUCCGCCAUCACUGAUCCCUCCCGUCAGUCACUUGCUGCUUCCGCCAUCACUGAUCCCUCCCGUCAGUCACUUGCUGCCGUCGCCAUCACUGAUCCCUCCCGUCAGUCACUUGCUGCUUCCGCCAUCACUGAUCCCUCCCGUCAGUCACUUGUUGCUUCCGCCAUCACUGAUCCCUCCCGUCAGUCACUUGCUGCCGCCACCAUCACUGAUCCCUCCCGUCAGUCACUUGCUGCUUCCGCCAUCACUGAUUCCUCCCGUCAGUCACUUGCUGCUUCCGCCAUCACUGUUCUCUCCCUCACUUGCUGCCGUCGCCAUCACUGAUCCCUCCCGUCAGUCACUUGCUGCCGUCGCCAUCACUGAUUCCUCCCGUCAGACACUUGCUGCUUCCGCCAUCACUGAUCCCUCCCGUCAGACACUUGCUGCUUCCGCCAUCACUGAUCCCUCCCGUCAGACACUUGCUGCUUCCGCCAUCACUGAUCCCUCCCGUCAGUCACUUGCUGCUUCCGCCAUCACUGAUCUCUCCUGUCAGUUACUUGCUGCCGCCGCCAUCACUGAUUCCUCCCGUCAGUCACUUGCUGCUUCCGCCAUCACUGAUCCCUCCCGUCAGACACUUGCUGCUUCCGCCAUCACUGAUCCCUCCCGUCAGUCACUUGCUGCUUCCGCCAUCACUGAUCUCUCCUGUCAGUUACUUGCUGCCGCCGCCAUCACUGAUUCCUCCCGUCAGUCACUUGCUGCCGUCGCCAUCACUGAUUCCUCCCGUCAGUCACUUGCUGCUUCCGCCAUCACUGAUCCCUCCCGUCAGUCACUUGCUGCUUCCGCCAUCACUGAUCCCUCCCGUCAGACACUUGCUGCUUCCGCCAUCACUGAUUCCUCCCGUCAGUCACUUGCUGCUUCCGCCAUCACUGAUCCCUCCCGUCAGUCACUUGCUGCCGCCGCCAUCACUGAUCCCUCCUGUCAGUCACUUGCUGCCGCCGCCAUCACUGAUCCCUUCCGUCAGUCACUUGCUGCCGCCGCCAUCACUGAUCCCUCCCGUCAGACACUUGCUGCUUCCGCCAUCACUGAUUCCUCCCGUCAGUCACUUGCUGCUUCCGCCAUCACUGAUCCCUCCCGUCAGUCACUUGCUGCCGCCGCCAUCACUGAUCCCUCCUGUCAGUCACUUGCUGCCGCCGCCAUCACUGAUCCCUUCCGUCAGUCACUUGCUGCUGCCGCCAUCACUGAUCCCUCCCGUCAGUCACUUGCUGCUUCCGCCAUCACUGAUCCCUCCCGUCAGUCACUUGCUGCCGCCGCCAUAACUGAUCCCUCCCGUCAGUCACUUGCUGCCGCCGCCAUCACUAAUCCCUCCCGUCAGUCACUUGCUGCCGCCGCCAUCACUGAUCCCUCCAGUCAGUCUCUUGCUGCCGCCGCCAUCACUGAUCCCUCCCGUCAGUCACUUGCUGCUGCCGCCAUCACUGAUCCCUCCAGUCAGUCUCUUGCUGCCGCCGCCAUCACUGAUCCCUCCCGUCAGUCACUUGCUGCCGCCGCCAUCACUAAUCCCUCCUGUCAGUGA
Bufo gargarizans (Asiatic toad) is the source of this 3189-nucleotide messenger RNA. Its product is annotated as proline-rich protein 36-like. The record is from RefSeq and is a predicted model, not a curated record. The coding region runs from base 1 to 3189 and encodes 1062 amino acids. NCBI's taxonomy places the organism in Eukaryota, Metazoa, Chordata, Amphibia, Anura, Bufonidae. The transcript has 4 exons.